AUGUCCGACCCAUCCACUUUCAAACCAGUGUACCAGUCCAGCAGCGGAAUCGGAGGGUUUAACCUCUUGGAUCCUGCUGACCUUUCUUUUGCCUUUGACUAUGAUCAUACCGGCUCGCUGGACCACGUUGUCCUCUACCAACCCGGUGCGGGUACCAUAUGGAUUCUGAAGAACGACAAAGGGACGUUCAGUCCCGUUUACGCACAAGGUGCACCCGGUAAUGGCAUUGGUGGAUACGACCUUGCGUCGACCGCUGACCGUGUAUUCGCAUUCGAUUACGACCACUCCGGGAAACUCGACCACCUUGUCCUUUAUCGCCCCAACACCGGCAUCGUAUGGAUCCUUAAGAAUAAUGCUGGGACCUUCAACCCAGUUUUCCAGUCCAGCUCUGGGAUCGGAGGGUUUAACCUUUUGGACCCUAACGAUCACGCCUUCGCCUUCGACUACGACCGUUCCGGCAAGCUCGAUCACCUCGUCUUCUAUCAACCUGGUGCUGGUACCAUAUGGAUUCUGAAGAACGACAAGGGCACAUUCAGUCCCGUUUACGCACAAGGUGCACCCGGUAAUGGCAUUGGUGGAUACGACCUUGCGUCGACCGCUGACCGUGUCAUCGCAUUUGAUUACGACCACUCUGGGAAACCUGACCACCUUGUCCUUUAUCGCCCUAACACUGGCAUCGUAUGGAUCCUCAAGAACGAUUCUGGGACCUUCUCCCCAGUUUUUCAGUCCAGCUCCGGGAUCGGAGGGUUCAACCUCCUGGACCCUAACGAUCACGCCUUCGCUUUCGACUACAACAAGAAUCGUAAGCUUGACCACCUCGUCUUUUACCAGCCUGGUGCGGGUACCAUCUGGAUCCUGAAGAACGUGAAAGGGACAUUCAGUGCCGUUUAUGCACAGGGUGCACCAGGCGUUGGAAUAGGUGGUUAUGACCUUGCAUCCACUGCAGACAGGGUCUACCCAUUCGCCUAUGGACACGGCCUCGACCAGGCCUAUCUUGUUCUUUAUCGUCCCAACACUGGGAUCAUCUGGAUCUUGGAGAACAACAAUCCUAAGGAUUAG
This is a messenger RNA of Fibroporia radiculosa, 1059 nucleotides long. RefSeq lists its product as uncharacterized. The record is from RefSeq and is a predicted model, not a curated record. The transcript has a single exon. NCBI's taxonomy places the organism in Eukaryota, Fungi, Basidiomycota, Agaricomycetes, Polyporales, Fibroporiaceae. The coding region runs from base 1 to 1059 and encodes 352 amino acids.